Molecule: messenger RNA, 2751 nt
Organism: Drosophila innubila
Lineage: Eukaryota; Metazoa; Arthropoda; Insecta; Diptera; Drosophilidae
Product: dynein regulatory complex subunit 6
Exons: 2
Coding region: 291-2129 (612 amino acids)
Biological process (GO): SCF-dependent proteasomal ubiquitin-dependent protein catabolic process
Cellular component (GO): SCF ubiquitin ligase complex
Molecular function (GO): protein binding
Source: RefSeq, a predicted model, not a curated record
GGUUUGCUUCCGUUGGCCCUGCCACUGGUACUUGGAAAUUGUAGCUCGAACUGCGAGCAGGUUGCUGUCGAAUAAGAAUAACAUCAUCAGUGAAAAACAUAAAUAGUGAGAAAUCAAACAAUAAACCAAAGAUCCGUGCAAUUAAUGCACAAUUAAUCACAGCAAAUAUUGUGGAAAAGUCGUGGAUAUUUUGAAAAGCACAAAUAAGUGCGCAUUUUGAAAGAGCUGCAUAUGCGUUAAAUUAAACUCAUUUAUUAUUAUCAUUCAAUGAAAACAAAUUAAGUGUUUGCAUGGGAAAUAACUUGUCAACGGGAGGAAUUGUACGGAUUGACCGGGGAAGAAUCGUGUUCUUUGAUAGGCCUAUUGAGUCCCAGGAUCUUAAAGUGCAGUCAGGGAUGGAGUCUCUAUCUGCAGGUAGCGAAGAAGCGGAGACAGCGACGAUGAGCGGAACCCACAUCGAGCAGUUGCCAAAUGAUCUCUGGAUAGAGAUAAUGUCGUAUUUAUCGUACUUGGAUCUGCAGCAACUUCGCCUGGUCUCGUGGCGCUGUCGUGAUUUGGUUAAUCGUCGCUACUUUCUGAACAAAGGCAAGGUGAUAGUGACGAAGGAUAAUCUAAAGGAAAUGAAGCUGCAUGUGGAGCGUGGAAAUUCCUAUCUGAGUUUUGAGUUCGUCGAGUUGCGCAACUUGACGCAGAGUCCCGAAUUGGAUCAGUUUCUGAAACUUGUGGGACCGGAGGUUAAGGAUAUAAUGGUGCGUCACUCGCCGGUUUUCCGGAAUAUGGAUGGAAAGCUGCCCAAUUUGAAGAUACUGAAAAUAGCCACCACUAGCUUCUUGGAGGAUGCCAGCAUGACGAUCGAUGGUAUCAAUUUAAAGCAAUUUCUUCAUUUACAUGGUUUCGAAUGCGAUGGCGUCAGUCUGGACUCAUCGCUGAAGCUGUUGAUGCUGAUGCAGCUGCGCCGUAUGGAGAAUAAGGUGCGUUUGCGACAUCUGCAGUUCGAGUAUCGACGGAACAAUGAGUCAGCUCUGCUGCAGGUGCUCUACGAUCAUGCACCUACCUUGGAGUGUGUUGACAUCUUCUUCAGCUGCUCGCCUGGCAUCGAUACGGAGGAUUGGUGCUUGGCCUUUGAGCUGAUGGGUAAACUGCGCUCUUUAAAGCUCUCUGGCAACUGCCAUCUCGUUCUGCUGGAUGAUAUACUCUACUCGAUUCCGGAAACAGCACAGCUCCAGCAUCUGGAUCUCACUGGGAUGCUCUCACUGACCAAUGACAUGUUGAUACUUAUUGCCAGUAAAUGGCACAAGACUCUCCGCUCUCUUGAUCUCAUGUUCUGCGUGCAGCUGGACGUGCGUUGUGUCCAGGCAUUAAGUCAGUUAAGCGGUUGCCUACAGUCCUUGACCAUGGCCUAUUGUCGUGCUUUGACCGGGCGAGGAUUAGUCGAGGGACUCACAUCUCAGAUAAAUAAUACUCUACAGGAACUUUAUCUGGAGGAUGUGUGCUUUAUUGAUGAGUCAUCCAUGUGCACAAUGAUAGAGCGUUUACCCAAUCUUCGCAAGCUCAGUCUGGACAACUGUCGGCAGGCAACCACUGACAAAACUCUUGCCACAAUCUUUCAGCAUCAAACUCGAUUGCGUGUGCUCAAGAUUGAUUACUGCGCCAAGAUUACGGAUAGUGGCUUCAUUGGCUUUGGGGAGGAGCCGUAUCCCAUCACUCGGCUGAGGGGUCUUCAUCAGCUGAACGUUCGAGGAUGUCGCCAGCUCACAAAUGAGCUGCUUGAACAGGCUCUAUUUCUUCCGGAGUUACUCAGCCUAACAUUGGACUAUUGCAAUCGCAUGGACACGAAGGGCAUUGCUGCAGUUAGCGUCAAUUGUCCCUCCCUGGAGUUUAUCUCUUUGGCCAGCUGCUCACUGCUAAAUGAUGAGGCAGUGCUUCAUGUUGUCAGGAAUCUUAAGCGUUUGCGCACUCUCACUAUCAGCAACUGUUCCAUGCUCACCUUGCAAGCAUUUCAUCAUAUUGCCAAUGAAGCUCACAAUCUACGGCACCUCGUGGCUUGCAGCAUUGAUGGACUUGAUCACGAGGCCGCUCAGAAGGUUCUGGAGCAGCAGUUGCCAGAAUUGAAGCAGGUGAUGCUAUAGCAGGAGAGGCUCGUUCACUGACUAGACGAGAACAAUCCCCACGAAGGCUGGGGAACUGACGACGAGGACGAAGCUGAGAUUAUCGAAAUUGAGGUAUAAACUGACGCAGUACACGGAGCACAUUGAGAAGUAGAUGAAGGAGCAGAUGGUGUAGCAAGAGAAGAACAGAAUCAAGAGCUGAAAGAGACGCAAAAGGAGAGGGUUUUAGAAUUCAGAACAGACAAGGAAGGAGAAGCAAAUGAAAGUAGCAUAAACAUUAAUUGCUUCUUGUCAAGAAGAAGAGACACAACAAUUCGUUUAAGAAGAGCUGGAAGCUAAACAAAGGAAGAGAAAAAAAGCAUUUGAAGCAUGAGCAAAGCAGUGCAAUAUGAUCGAAUCUGUUUAUUAUUUACAACUAAUUUCUAAGAAAUUAGACUAUCAUUUGUUUUCAUUUUAAUUUAUAUUGUAUUCAUAUUGCUAUGAAGUUCAAAUGUGAGAGAAACUAUUGUUAAAACCGGGGGGAAAUUAUAGAAUUAUUUAUACAUCUAACGUAGUUUUAAUUUUUACUUCGUAUAGCCAUAACACUACCAACUAAAGGUUUUCAACUCAAACAAUAAUAUGUUACAAAUACAAGCCAAAAAGA